Molecule: messenger RNA, 4629 nt
Organism: Nothoprocta perdicaria
Lineage: Eukaryota; Metazoa; Chordata; Aves; Tinamiformes; Tinamidae
Gene: RAB11B
Product: RAB11B, member RAS oncogene family
Exons: 5
Coding region: 97-753 (218 amino acids)
Biological process (GO): regulated exocytosis; constitutive secretory pathway
Cellular component (GO): recycling endosome
Molecular function (GO): GTPase activity; GTP binding
Source: RefSeq, a predicted model, not a curated record
UGGCGGCGGGCGCAGCCCCACCCCUCCCCCGUCUGGCAGGGCCGCGGCUCGGUGCCUGGCAGCGAGAGGAUCGGCGUUGCYGCCGCCGCCAUCGCCAUGGGCACCCGCGACGACGAGUACGACUAUCUCUUCAAAGUUGUUCUGAUUGGAGACUCUGGUGUUGGCAAGAGUAAUCUUCUGUCGCGCUUCACACGCAAUGAGUUCAAUCUGGAAAGUAAGAGCACCAUUGGGGUGGAGUUUGCCACCAGGAGCAUCCAGGUAGAUGGGAAGACGAUAAAAGCRCAGAUCUGGGAUACCGCAGGACAGGAACGAUACCGGGCCAUUACCUCAGCAUAUUACCGUGGGGCUGUGGGGGCCCUCCUCGUCUAUGACAUUGCCAAGCACCUCACCUAUGAGAACGUGGAGCGUUGGUUAAAGGAGCUUAGAGACCACGCAGACAACAACAUUGUCAUAAUGCUGGUGGGCAACAAGAGUGAUCUUCGCCAUCUGAGAGCUGUCCCCACUGACGAGGCCCGGGCUUUUGCAGAAAAGAAUAACUUAUCUUUUAUUGAAACUUCUGCUCUGGAUUCAACAAAUGUAGAAGAAGCCUUCAAGAACAUCCUUACAGAAAUCUAUCGCAUUGUUUCGCAGAAACAGAUUGCAGAUCGAUCUGCACACGAUGAGUCUCCUGGCAACAACGUUGUUGACAUCAGCGUCCCACCAACCACCGACGGACAGAAAUCCAACAAACUCCAGUGCUGUCAGAACCUGUGACCUCCUGUAGAUGACUUUUGUGCCCCUCACUUCAUCUGUGCUUCAUUUAGAAACUUGUGUGCACUUCUUUAUCUCCUGUGAUUCAGUGACUCCCUCUUCCCUCCUUUUCCCCCCAUCCCCAAGCCCCUCCUUUCAUCUUAGAGCUUUAAUUUUAGGGCUAACAUUCCCCUGCCUCUGAAAUCCCCUUGAAUGUGAUGACUUUUGGGCUUGAAAUACAGGCACUGAUCUGAUAGACAUGUUUGUGUUGGAACCUCUGCUGCUGGAUAUUAUCCCAUGAAGCACUCUCCUCAAAUGUGUUAUUUUUUUCUUUUUUUUUUUUUUUCUGGGAGAGAAACCAUGGGGACUUGAUUAUAACAAUUGAAGAAAUAACUACAUUAGGUCACAAGUAUUUUUCCUGUCAUAGUCAGAUUUUCUCUCAUGUUUCUAAACAUGGGGGAGAAAUCAAAAGAAAAUAGCUGUCCUACCAAAUGCUCUGUUCUCUGUCCUGAUAAGUCUCACAGUGAGGUUUUUAGCGGUUGCACACACAUAAGAAAGCUGUUGAAAAUAACAUUGCUUAUUAUGUAAUUACCCUUAAUACAGUUAGUCUGGCUGUGUAGUUUACUGUUUCCUGCUUGGGAAAUAUUUAUCUAUUCUUGUUUUAUUUGGGAACAAUGAAGUAUGUCUGCAUUGCUUUCUCUGCCACCACAGUUGUCUGCACUGCUUGUGCAGGCUCUGUGAAGUGGCUUAAUAUUUAUUCACGGCUUAUGUUAAUCGGUUAAUGUUAUUGUACAGUAAAUGCCAGCAUAUUGAUUUCAAAAACCUUCUGCAACCUGUACAAGUAGGCUCAUUUUGUACUGUAGAUCAGUGUCUGAAAGCAGGAUCUUCUCUAGUUCCAGAGGUGGUUUUUUUUUUUUUUUUUGCAUGCUUUUUCUCUAGCUCUGUCCUCCUCCUGUUUGAGUGAAGCAAUAUUUUCAUGUCAUGUAUAUACCUGCACUUGUAAGGGUUUUGGUUGUUGUAGARAAACACGAUACUUUAUACAUUUUGUAAACCUUCUGCAGAAUCAUAGCAUCUUGUACUUUCUUUUCACGAUCUUUCACUGUUGAUCUUGUGCAUAAUCUUGACCUCUACUAAAAUGCAUAUUAAGAUUUUACUUACUAACUUGCUGCUCCCCUCUUACUGUUUUACUGAAUUUCAAAUAACUGUAAAUUUCAAUUGAUUGUACUUCACCUGAUGUAACGGGUUUGUCGUCAGUAGGGCUAACUGCUACAAUACGUUGUUUUGCUGAAUGGGAAGAAUGUACCACAGCUUUGUGUAGUCACUCUCUUGCUAGCUCGUGAAAAUCUUCUUUGACUGCUUUUUGUCACUCGCUCUUUACAUUCUUGCACCUCUCCAGUAAACACUGAAUGUUGAGAUCAGGCAAAUAGUGGGUGAAACUCUCUUAAGGAAGAACUGGAGACCAUCUGCCGCUCUCUGAAGGCUAGUGGAGCAAUUGGCAGUGAUUUUUUGCUCUGUAUUUUCCCAAAUUCUGAGACUGUGCCUCACUCGAUCAAUACUACCUGCAUGUUGGUGAGCUGAAUUUCUUUUCUGAUACAAAGCAAACAUGAAACUGUAAAUUGUGCUURAAGAGGAAAUCUGACAUUCCAGUCUCAACUGUUUUGUGUCUGGUUAUGUAAUAAAAGUAAGGGCGGUUAACUCUGAUGGCUUUUCUUUUACAAGCUUUCCAGACCAAUGCCUUUAAUUUCAUUCUGUAUACACCUUGAGGGCUCUAGCUCAAAGCUAAGGGGACACGCAGUGCUUAGCACAUCCAUUGUUCGGCGUUGGUUAGAGGAUAGGCUCAAGGUAAAGGAGUGCCUCCUUGCAGUUAAUACCUUUGAAGGACAGUCUGAGUUCCUCUUUGGGCGUCACAGGGUUCUCUCCUGAGGGAGUCAUCAGCUUGGAAGCACUUUGAGCACCUGAUACCUUGAUAGCAUCUAUCAAGGGAAGGUGCAGCAAAUGUGAUCUGGAAGCUUUUUUUAUGGUGGUCCUAGGCGAGGGUGUGAUGUGUGGUCAGUACCCUAGAAGGGUGGCAGAUGAGUACAGCAUCAGAGAGAGUGGAAAUGCUGAGUUAAUGAGAAGAUUUCCUUCAAGAACAAGUAGUCACUAAGGGAGUCAGGCUCCCUUUUAUUUUGAACAAAACCCUUUCUAGAUAAAAUGAGUUGGGAUAGUGUGAGGCAGAAUUGUGCAGUUAAGUCUUGUUGAUCCAAUGUGAUUCAAUGCAUUUACUCUGCAAAAUCUUCUUCUUAACCUGAACUUUGUGCUGCCGYCUUCUCUGCUAGUGACUAGGAUUGAUCUGAUGUGGUAGAAGAAGCUGAAGUAGUCUCGUCAGUUCAGAAAAUUUCUUUAAUCUUUGGACUUUGUGGAAAGGAUUCCUCAGAGUUGAGGGAUAUCUGAGAACUGGUCCAUGCUAGGCAUGCAAGGACUGCUGUCUUCUCCUGCAGAGCUGUUUAUCUUGCCGUGGACUGGUCUGCUUAGGAUGUGAGGAGCCUGUGGGUACAURUGCAUACACACAGAGGGUUCACAAGCACUGUACAUUAAGUGGUGGUUGCAUCUGCCAUAGACAUGGACUCGUUUUCAGCUUGCUUUGCUGCCCUCCUGGCAGGUAGAGAGGCAGCCCUCCUCCUGUGGGUCUGAGAUGACCACCUAGGCUAAGCACAACAAUAACCGUGCCAAAAAAAGGCCCAUUGAUGGCUUUUUUUCUUGGGUAAAAAACACAUUCCUGUUGCACAAAUGGGAAAAAUCACUUUUAAUCUUUGAAUAUUGUGUCCUGUUGGAAGCACUGUACACCUAACAAGCUAUAGCUCCAACCAGAACCACUGCUGCUGGUGGCUACAGCAAUUGGGUAGGGGAAGGCUUGGAGGAAUCCUGUGGACUGUCUAAAAGUCAGGGAAGUUCUGACAGGCCCCACUCUUUACCAGGCUGUCCUGAUGUGGAAGCAACUGAGUUAAGUGUAACUUYACCUGGACUGCUUGAGGUUGUAAAUUAGCUGACUCCAUAUCUCAAAAUGUGCCAUGAACACUUAAAAAAGGGCUCUGCCKCUUCCCAGUGUGGAAUAAGGGGCUUGAGCUCAAAAUGAUGUCCAGAAAGCUGCUUGUGCAAGAAAAAUGUGCUAUACUUACUUCACUUCUAUACUUACUUCACUAUACUUAGGAUAAUUUUUCUGUCUUUGGAAAAGUAACACUAAAAACUGUUGCUUACUCUCCUGUGUCAGUAGCAUAGUAAAUCUUACUUGAAGAUCCCUGCUGAUAUUUAAAUUAGAUCCACCAAUGUAGAACAUAGGUGUAUUUUCUGCUGUUUGACCUGUUAGUUAUGGGGAGAAGAGAGGCCAGAAUUAACACACAAAAGGGAAUUGCUGCUGGGCACACAAACAGAUAAUCUGGUUGAGUACACUCACUGGGGAGAAUGCCUCAGUUUAACUUGUUUUCCAGUUAAAUUAGGUCCUUUCAAACUAUUCCUGUGCCUAGGUGAGCUAAGGAAGAAGUUAGGAAUCGCUCUAGAGCUUUCAUCUUGCUACACAGGGCAAGAAAACUUGGAUCAUAGGAAAGUUUUAAAGCCCUGUGAUUGCGCAAGUAUAAAACUGCAAGGGAUGAGUGUCUGCUCGAUACUUCAUCAAAAUGACUUGUGUGCCUCGACACCAUCAGYGCUUGGUAGAAGGAAAAAGAGCUAUUCUCCCACGUCACCGUGGCUGCUUCUCAGUGCUUUGGCCAGGUUUGCAGCAGCAGAACAACUGCUGCAUCCUAAGAUGCCCAGCUUGGCUGCUAGAUCACUUCUUAUGACCCCAGAGGAGGUGGAAAUGCUGUGAUUUGUGUGCUAGCAGGAGAGAGCUCUCUCCASUGGGCACAGCUGGAUGCUUAGGAUUAU